Hemicordylus capensis (graceful crag lizard) is the source of this 3473-nucleotide messenger RNA. RefSeq names its product torsin family 4 member A (gene TOR4A). The transcript is spliced from 2 exons. Gene Ontology annotation, cellular component: nuclear envelope; endoplasmic reticulum lumen. The coding region runs from base 694 to 1944 and encodes 416 amino acids. Gene Ontology annotation, molecular function: ATP binding; ATP hydrolysis activity. NCBI's taxonomy places the organism in Eukaryota, Metazoa, Chordata, Lepidosauria, Squamata, Cordylidae. The record is from RefSeq and is a predicted model, not a curated record.
AUUAAAAUAAUAACCCAUGCCAGUUCUCGAGAGCAGCAACAGAUUAAGACAGAAACCAAGAAGCCAUUGCAGCAGCAGUAAAAGGAACGGUGAAAGACCUUAGCCCGAUUCAGACAUUAUGGUGUAUGAGUGUACAGAUGUCUGUACACUCAUACGUGUUUGUGUGAAUGACUGUAAAGGUAAAGUUGUGCUGUCGAGUCAGUGUCGACUCCUGGCAACCACAGAGCCAUGUGGUUUUCUCGGUAGAAUACAGGAGAAAUGCCUUCUCCCACGCAGUGUGAGAUGAUGCCUUUCAGCAUCUUCCUAUAUCGCUGCUGCCCGAUAUAGGAGUUUCCCAUAUUCUGGGAAAUAUACCAGCAGGGAUUUGAACCAGCAACCUCUUGCUUGCUCGGCAAGUCAUUUCCCCCGCUGUACCUGUGUUUAUUCUAAAAGGGAACCAGGAUACAGGCCCUUCAAAUGCAUCAUACAGAUAGGAACUGAACUUCUGUACCUGCAUUCAGCAUAACCUGUGAAUGACUAUACCUGUGUACAGACCUGUGCCUGUGUACACUGAACACUUGAACAUCACGUGUGAAGGGGCCUCUUCAAAACAACAAAUUCAACGUCAAGUCAGGCAACUUACAAAGGAAGCAUGAACAGCUGAAAUCCUCAAGGGAGAAGACGGGACUGAGAGGCCUGCAGGAAGAGGCGAAGAUGGAUGGCCGGAAGCCUGGAAGCCCUCAAAAGGCGCCCCAGAAGCUCUCCCUGCUGUCCUCCCCAGUGCGGGCCGUCAUUCGCCUACGGCGGGUGGCCCAUGUCCUGAAAAAAGGCCUCUUGGCCACAGAUUCCCAGGCGAAGCUCCUUCAGCGGCAGAUCUCGUCGGGGAAAGCCCGGGUGGGCAACCCUUCCUCUUCCUUGUUGAGCCAAAGGAACUUUGAGAGUUCUCGGUACUUCACCUUUGACACCUCCGUGCCACAGCCCGUCACCAGAGGCAGCAAGCGGAAGAAGAAGUACCGAAACCCCCGGGUACUGUACCCCUCCGGGAGCUCCAAGAAGUACCUCCCGGCGGAGCACAAGAGCAAAGCCAAACGGUGUCUUCUCCUGCUGGUGGGGAUCGUGUGCUUCCAAAUCCUCAAUGCCAUCGAGAACUUGGACGAUAAUCUCUUGAAAUACGACCUGGACGGCCUGGAGAAAACCAUGCACCGGGAAGUGUUCGGGCAAGCGUUGGCCAUCGAGAGCAUCAUGGGCUUGCUGAAGGACUACCUGGCCACCCACAUGCACAACAAACCUUUGGUGGUGUCUUUUAAUGGGCCGAGCGGAGUUGGGAAGAGCCACGUUGGGUGGCUAUUGGCCAAACACUUCCGGGCGGUCGUGGGCCACGGUUUCGUGCUCCAUUACUUCACGAUGCACCAGUGUCGGGACGAGACUUCCGUGCUGGCGUGCCAGUUAGAUUUAUCCAAGACGAUCAGCGAGAUGGUGGCCCGAGCCGAAAUAGAAGAGAAGAUCCCUUUGUUUAUCUUGGACGAGGUAGAAGUCAUGUCUCCGGCUUUGCUAGAGACCCUGGGCGGGUUCUUCCACACCAACCAAACCAACGAGUUCUUGAACGCCAUCUACGUUCUCAUCAGCAACUUGGGGGGAGACGAGAUCACCAACUUCCUCCUUCAGAACGUCUCCAGCGACGUCUCCCAAGCCAAGCAGAAGAUGGGGCUGUUGCAGACCGCCCUCCGCCCAGUUCUCAACCACCUCCAUCCUCUCUGGGCGCUGGUGGAGGUUGUCCCAUUUGUGCUGCUGGAGAAGAGCCACAUCUUGAGCUGCUUCUACGAGGAGAUGAUGAGCGAGGGCGUGUACCCGGAUCCGAACCACAUAGAGGACUUGGCUGGCCAGCUCAACUAUUACACCAAGGGAGGCCUGCAGUAUGCCGUUGGGGGGUGCAAGCAAGUGGUGGCCAAAGUCAACCUGCUCUAAGGACAGGUGGAAAUCCCAGAGCAAAAUAUUUGGGGGUUUUCUCCCCAUCACGGGGGGUUCCUUGCUCUUACCUGGGGUUACAUUCGUUCCCAAAUGAACGGGGAUGAGUGUGAAUCAAUUAAGACAGCUGACAGCAGCUCUUUCGGCGACGGACCGUUCCUCUGAGAUCUUGUGCAUCGGCAUAUUCUGUCCUGUUGUCUCCAACUUGGCAUCCUAGAAUGUUAGAGUUGAAAGGGACCUUAGAGGUCUUCUAUUCCACCCCUCUGCUCAGUGGCUGAGCGGAGGAUGAACGUCUCUGCCCUCUCUCCACUCAUUGUCUAGACCACACUGCCACGUUUCCCAUCAAUUCUACACUACUUGCUCUGGGCCCCUUACCGAAUAUUGAAUACUGGGGGCUCCCACCAGGAAGAGUCAAGGGUGCAGAGGGUUGGUCUUGAACUGGGGUUACAGAAUCCAUAGGCCAGUCCUUCGGACGGUGAUUCCUGCUUGGCUUGGACUCUUUGCCGGCUUCUGUCUCUCCUGGUCCCCUUGCCUCUCGACUCCUCUUGGACUUACAGCUUCUCUCUUGGAACCUGACUGCCUGGAGCCUAACCCUCUGUGAGGUCUGGCAGCAGCAGAGCAGAGGGAAAGGGCACCUGAUGGGAACACGGGAAGCUGCCUUCGACUGAGUCAGACCCUUGGUCCAGCUAGCUCAGUAUUGUCAACACUGACUGGCAGCAGCUCUCCAAGGUUCCAGGCAGGAGCCUCUCUCCCAGCCCUACCUGGAGAUGCUGCCAGGGAUUGAACCUGGGACCUUCUGCAUGCAAGCAGGCAGAUGCUCUUCCACUGAGCGAUGGCCCCCUCCCUUAAGGCAGGGGUGGGCAAACCUUGCCUUCCAGUCAUUGUAGUUCAACAGCUGAAGACCCAUGGUUUUCACACCCCUGCCCUAAAGAGGAGUUCUUACAGCACUCACACACGGUCUCCCUUCCAAAUGCAAACCUGGCCAGACCCUGCUUAGCAAACGGGACGACACAUGCUUGCUGCCACAAGACCCGUUUGUCCCCUGCGGGCUGUCGCGUGCUCUGCCCACUUCCAGAUGUCGGCCUGGCCUGGCUAGAAUAAUUUCUGCAUCGGGAUUGUGUUUCUCUCCUGCCUGUUUAUCUUCCGCCCUCUGCACCUCCCUCUCUGACUUCCUGGAGCCCUUAUUGGCGUUUCCGGCGUCUUUCCUGCCACUUUCUCACGUCGCUUUUAUCCAUUUUCCUAAACAUGUGGGAUGUAUGCAAACUGGAAAGUCAGAGGGCCAGCAAACGCGGAAACUGCUGAAAAGGACAGAUCUGCAAGGAAGUCGUAGGUAGGACUGUACAUAAUAGCAGAAACAACGAGAGAGAGAUGUUCAUAUUGGGGAAAAUGUAAAUCUUCCAUGAUCCAAAUAAGAAAACUUGAGUUGGACUGAACUGCAACAAAUCGUAAUGUUGGUUUCAAAAGGCUGAAGAUUGUGCUGUGCCUUGGUUGUUCCAGAACAUCGUAAAUAAAAGUUAUUUUCUCAAGAA